Messenger RNA from Gambusia affinis (western mosquitofish), 1058 nucleotides. Its product is annotated as dual specificity protein phosphatase 19-like. The record is from RefSeq and is a predicted model, not a curated record. Gene Ontology annotation, molecular function: JUN kinase phosphatase activity. The transcript has 6 exons. Lineage: Eukaryota; Metazoa; Chordata; Actinopteri; Cyprinodontiformes; Poeciliidae. Gene Ontology annotation, cellular component: cytoplasm. Gene Ontology annotation, biological process: regulation of MAP kinase activity; protein dephosphorylation. The coding region runs from base 226 to 837 and encodes 203 amino acids.
UUCUAAUAGGUUGGAGUUGAAGAAAUGUCCACAGUAACUGUUCAUGUUUGAUUUUAUUUCGAGCGAAAAACCAGUUUAAAUCUGAAAACCGGUGUGCAACUUUUACCGCAAGCUAACGCGACGGCUUGUGCUAGCUGUACCCACAACCAGGGAUGCUGGGAGGGGAAAUUAAGGAACAUUAAGGGCUAACAGUGACAGCAGUUUGGGGAUACAGGGCCUGGGGCAAUGCAUUCACUGGCUCAGGAAAUUCAGGGCUUCUCCAAAAACCUCCUGAAGAAGCAGUUCACGCGCGUCACCACGGUGACGGGCAGGAAAUUGCUGGAAAAGAGGUGUGAUGGAGCAGAGGGCGAGGUGGAGCAGGUGGAGGAGCUGGAAGAGGAAGGCGGGUGUGGAUUUGUAGAAGAUACUGGCCUUGAUCUUCAAGUCGGGGUAGUCAGACCCUUUCUGCUGCUAGCCUCUCAGGAUGCAGCCCACGACAUCGACACCAUGCAGAGAUUUAAGGUGUCCCAUGUGCUAAACGUGGCCUAUGGAGUCACCAACCUGUUUCCAGAUCAGGUGGUCUAUAAGACGCUUCAGAUCCUGGACCUUCCAGAGACUGACCUCUUGUCACAUCUGGAGGAAUGCAGCUCCUAUAUAGACCAGGCCAAAAAGCAGGGCGGCGUGGUGAUGGUCCACUGUAACGCAGGUGUGUCACGCUCCUCCUCCAUUGUGAUUGGCUACCUGAUGUUAAGGGAGGGGCUUUCAUUUGAUGAUGCGUACAACCAGGUGAAGCUGGCUAGACCUUCAGUUCGACCAAACCCCGGCUUCUAUCAGCAGUUACAGAACUACAAGCCUUAAAGGACGACACGACGGCUCCAUCUGUUAAAAUAACAGCCAUGGGAUUUAAUAAUAUGUUAACAAUAUAAACUCAACGGUACUGCAAUGUUUUCUCCAUAAGCUUUGAACUGAAGCUGAACCAUGAAAAGCCAUGUUCUGUAUGUCUUGCUACUCCAACCGUUUUGUACGUCUGAAUCAUUUGUGAAAUAAACAUUGCGACUUUCUUCUGCUGUUUUAGUGAG